Manis javanica (Malayan pangolin) is the source of this 1564-nucleotide messenger RNA. RefSeq names its product chromosome 13 C6orf118 homolog (gene C13H6orf118). The record is from RefSeq and is a predicted model, not a curated record. NCBI's taxonomy places the organism in Eukaryota, Metazoa, Chordata, Mammalia, Pholidota, Manidae.
GCCACCGCGCGGAGCUGCGGCGGGAGGCGAUGGCUGCGGGCUCAGAGCCCGAGUUUUACCUGAGGUGGAAACAUUGUGAGGUGCCUGGUGUUAAGACUUUAUGCAACUUAACAGAACUUCUGAACAAAGUUCAGGAAGAGCACAGAGGGGACAUCUCUCUUUACACCUCUGGACACCUGAAUCCCAACAAGCUCUACAGGCCUCCCAAGAUGACCCUGUGUCACUGGCCCAAUGCCACCAGGCCAAAGCAGGAGAAGAUCUUUAGAGUGGAAAAGCCAUCUGGGAGGGAGAUGGCAAAGAUGAAAGAUACUUUGGCUUAUUUCACCAUCCCCACAGCUGUGGGUCCAAACAAUGCCCAGGACACUCCACUCUUCAGGUAUCUGAGCCCCCUGGGACACACCUCCCACAUGUCAGAAGAGCCCCUCUUUGCAAGGAAGGCUCCAGGAGAAGAGGAUUCUCCUGAAUGGUGGAGGAGAGAAGAGUUGAGGCUGCCUGAGACAAAAGCGUUAAAGCAUGAACCAGCAGCAUCCUAUUUGGGGGACAUAACAAAGGCAGACAAGUACAGGAAGUUCCUGUGCUUCCAGAAGGAAGUCCUUGCAAAGCAAGAUCUCCUGAAGAAUGACUUCACCGGGAGCAAGUCAGCGAAAUGCCACCAAGAGAAGUUGGAACAGGAGCUCCGGAAAGCAUGCGAGUGCGACCCUCAGCACUUCAGCAGAUUGCAGGUCUUCAGAGAAGUCUUUGAAGAUAUUUGCAAUAGUUCUCUGACAUUCGGUGAUAUACUAAAAGAAAUUAAGGAUGAAUAUGAACUCUACAUGGCAAUACUUCUGGAGUCCCAGCCCACAGAAGAAUAUAAGGCCUUGCUGGCUCACAUCAGGAGCCUGGAGAGGAGGCGGGUGAAGACAGCAGACAUCAGCCAGGCCAAGGAGGAGCUGAGGGCGCUCGUGACGGCCACCAAAGCAGCCCUGGAACGUAACGACAGGCUCAGAAGUGAGUUAGAGAGGGAGAAAAUGCUGCUGCGAUCUGCUAAGAAAAAAUCAGAAUCAUCUGAGAAAAAUGCAAUGGACGAGAAGCACCUUACUCUAAUCGAAAAGGUUGAGAAGAAGAGGUGUGAAAUACUUAAUGAAUGGGAUAAACUUCAAGCUCUUGAAAGAGAAAUUAAAACCACUCUCGUUCAUACUGGAAUUUUGCACAUCACUGAGAAUAGGAUUAAAAGCAUAGAGACUGAAGCCGUAAAGUUGGACACAGCAAAUAGAAUUUUAAAGCAGAAAAUAAAUAUGAUUGAAAACCGAGUGAAGCAGUGCAUGAGGAAGAGCAGGAUGAGCGAGGAGGAGCAGCGGAACCUUUGGGAAUUUAUUAACAACUUUGUAAAACUAAAAGAAACAGAGUAACUCCAAAGUGACUGGAAAAAUGACCUAUGAGAAUUCACAACCAUCCUGUAGAUGACAUGGAUGUUUGCAGAUGCAUAAAUUAAUGAAGACACAUUUCAUUUCGUCGGUCUUAAUCUCUAAUAAAAUUCAAAUGGUGUAUGUAUCCUGUUCAAGAUACUGCAAUAAAUCCAUGUAUG